Messenger RNA from Naegleria lovaniensis, 1353 nucleotides. RefSeq lists its product as uncharacterized. Lineage: Eukaryota; Heterolobosea; Eutetramitea; Acrasida; Naegleriidae. The record is from RefSeq and is a predicted model, not a curated record. The transcript has a single exon. The coding region runs from base 1 to 1353 and encodes 450 amino acids.
AUGUCUUCAAGAGCGGGAUCCACGGCUGGCUCUUCAAAACCAGGUACUUCAAGUAGUAAUCGAAGAGGAGGAGGAACAACGAGUGAAUUGACUUCUCCGAAAGGAACUAGUAAUAAUAACAAUGUGGGAUCUGAUUCGGGACCUAUCGGUGGGUUUGCUAAUCGAGAGGAAAUGAUUGCCUAUUUCUCAAAGGAAAAAAUCACUCCAAAUUUAUCUCCUCUCUCCGAUUAUACUUUCAUUCAUGGCUGCAUGAAUAAAAAGGAGAAUGAAUUAUUGGAAUAUUUGAGCAAACAGUUGGGAGUUGCGGAUUAUUUGGUCGAUUUGAGAUCAUCAAUCUAUUUGGAUUCGCUAUGUCACUACGUUGCAUUUUGUAAGGAGCAUUCAUUUUCGACAAGGCAAACCAUGGAAUUUAUCAAUUUAAUGGAAACGUUAAGGAAAGGAUGUCUCUCUUCUGAAAGUUCAAAUAUUCCAAUCAAUACCGUUAUUACUAACAAUCAGAUGCCAACCGUUGCUGGUGCACCCAAAUUUUCUUCAGAGCUUGAAUUACAAGAGUUUGUCAAGACACAACUCUUUGAAAUGAGCAAGCCAUUGUCACAAGAGCAAGUCUCUGAUCUUGAAAAACAAAUCCAAGACGAAGAACGAAAGUUAGAGGAAGAGCGUCUCAAACAAGAAAAGGAAAAAAAGAAAAAGCCACCUAGUUCAUCUAGCUCUUCCAAGAAAAUGACCAAAGAUGAAGAGGAAGAACUUCUCAGAAAGCAAGAGGAAGAGCAGCGUCUAGCCGAGGAGAAAGCCAUGAUUGAAAAGAAGAGAAAGGAAGAAUACAGAAGCAAGCUUCCACUAUUCAAUAUUGAUGACGUUGCCAUUGUUUCUGAUUUCAUUCUGAAAACGGUGGUACAACAUUAUCACCUGUACAAGUAUGUCUAUGAAGAAAAUCAACCCGUACAAGCAUGUGACUACCAAGUCAGUGUAAAUUCCAUCAUGUUGGAUUGUGUGUAUCCUCUCUCUGCCAUGUUGCAAGAUGUUGCCUAUAUGCAAAAGAAAGAGGACGAACGACGAGCUCUUGAGGAAGCAGAAACUCGUAGACGUCAAGCAGAAGAAGAGGAACGUCUACGACUUGAGAAUGAAGCUAGGGAACGUUAUGAAAAGGAAAAGGCAGAGAGAAAUGCUCCCAAAUUGACGGAUGAAAACUUGAAGGAAAUUGCUGAAUAUCUCAAACAUGAAGUCAUGACUGGAUUGGAAGAUAAAGUCUCAGUGGUUGAAACGAGAGUGAAAGCAACGGAAGAAACAGCCAUGUCACUUCCCACACCUCAAAAGAGCAAUAGUAGACCUCAAUCUUCAGCAAAAACGAAAUAG